This is a messenger RNA of Fusarium sp. VM40, 1068 nucleotides long. The record is from the annotation of a GenBank genome assembly. Lineage: Eukaryota; Fungi; Ascomycota; Sordariomycetes; Hypocreales; Nectriaceae.
AUGACUUCCAAGAGGCCAGUGGUUCUUCGCAUAGGCGAGGACAUCAAGUACAAUCAUGACUUUUACAACAACGUCUUUACUCAAAGAUUCGACGUCAUUGCAAACGAAGAGCCAGAUCGGGAAUCAUUCAUCAAAGCCCUGAAAGAAAAUAAAUAUGGCCAAUUCUCAGCGAUAUAUCGCCCACAUUUCCAAACAGGUGGCGAGAUGGGUCAAUGGGACGACGAGCUCAUUUCGCUUCUCCCCUCUUCAGUCCGCAUCUUUGCCUCCGCUGGCGCAGGCUUCAAUUGGGCUGAUGUUGACGCACUUGGCCGUCGGCGUAUCUGGUAUGCCAACGGCGCCGGUGCUAGCGACGAAGCUGUCUCUGAUACAGCUCUCUUCAUGAUCUUAUCCGUAUUCCGUAAUUUCUGGCAAUCACAGCGCGGUGCACGCACGUGUGAUCCUGAGCAAUUUCACGCCAUGCAUAAGCUCAUCGCAACCAUAUCCUACAACCCGCGUGGCCACAUCCUCGGCAUUGUCGGCCUGGGGAAUAUCAGUAAGCUGCUGGCCAGCAAGGCACGAUUGGCACUUGGUAUGAAGAUUCACUACUACGACGUGGUCCGUUCCCCACCGGAAAUAGAGGAAGAGCUCCAAGCCACAUACCAUUCAUCCCUCCACGAGCUUUUAGGUGUCACCGACUGUGUUACCUUGCAUACCCCUCUCAACGCGCAUACGCAAGAUCUUAUCAACACAGAAGCGUUCGCGGCUAUGAAGGACGGUGCGAGGCUUGUCAAUACAGCGCGGGGACAGAUCGUCAACGAAGACGCGCUGAUCAAGGCGUUGAGAAGUGGCAAGAUCUCAGCCGCAGGGCUGGACGUGCAUUAUCAUGAGCCUCAAGUGUCAAAGGAGCUGGCAGCGAUGGAUAAUGUCACGCUGACAUGUCACAACGGUGGGGCGGCAAUUACGACAAGAAUAAACUUUGAGCUGAUGGCUAUGGAGAACAUUCUGAGGGUGGUAGAGGAGAAUGGGGAGUUCUGUGGCGAGCCCACCACGGCGGUGAAUCGCAAGUCUUUCGAGGAAGCCACUAAAUAG